AUGACUGUCACUACCACCUCGACUACCACCUCCGCUUCGGCAACCUCCAGCUGCCACGCGAAGCUGUACGACAUCCCCACGCACGAUGCCGCCUGCGCAAUGCCAAUGAGGAGCAACUACUCAGCAAUCAUGAGCAGGUGUUGCUCCUCGGCUUCCAUCAUCGAGUACGACAGCUGCGAUUAUUACUGUCUGGCUCAAGGCCAGAGCGUUGGCGAUCUAGCCGAAUGCCUCAUCAAGGCAUCCGAGCCUGGUCAAGUUUGGUGCAACACCCAUGCCAAUGCCACCGCGACUGCAACUGCCACUGCUACAGGGACUGGAGUUGUCACCCUCAGUGCGAUGGGUACCGUUGCUGAUUCCACGUCUUCGGCCACUUCAAGCGGUGCCAUUGCGAGUUCGACUGCCAACGCUGCGGGGGUUUUUGUGCCUAGCUCUUUGUCCAAGUCUGCCAUUGGUAUGGUUGGUCUUUUGUUUGCCGGGUCGGUAAUGGGCCAUUUUAUUUAG
Molecule: messenger RNA, 501 nt
Organism: Penicillium subrubescens
Lineage: Eukaryota; Fungi; Ascomycota; Eurotiomycetes; Eurotiales; Aspergillaceae
Exons: 1
Coding region: 1-501 (166 amino acids)
Source: RefSeq, a predicted model, not a curated record